Messenger RNA from Paramecium octaurelia, 714 nucleotides. The record is from the annotation of a GenBank genome assembly. NCBI's taxonomy places the organism in Eukaryota, Ciliophora, Oligohymenophorea, Peniculida, Parameciidae.
AUGCAAGAUUAAGUUGUUAAGCCCAUCUAUUUGUCUAUCAAUCAAUUGACUGAACUAUUCAAUAAUUCUAUACAAGAUUCCUCAGCCUUGGAUGAUCAUCAAAAUAUCAAUAAUCAUUUUCCAAAUUAAGAUUCCUUUGCUGACAUACCUCUAGAGUUUAGUUUUUAGGCUUUACAUUUAAUUAAUUCCCAAAAAACAAUUAAUGAUAUUUAAAUUGCCGACAAGCCCACAACUAAUGUUUUAAUUAGCAAAGAAUAAUAUUAAUCGAUUAUGUUGAAGAUGGAGUAGAAUCGAAAAUUAAGUGAAUAAUAUUAAAAAAUGAUCAAAGAGAACCAAGAAUAAAUCCAAAAUCGUAAAUUACUUGAAGAUUAGAAUGCUGCAAUGUUAGAUUAAAACUUUUAAAUUAAGAGAGAAAUAUAAGAAAUGAAACAAAAAUUAUUAAUUUGCUAAAGUGCUAUUCCUUUAAGAAAGGACAAACAAAUAAUCCAAUUAAGGAAUCAAUACAAAGAGCUCCAAGCAAAGGUGGCAGAAAAACGGGAAACCCAAUAAUCAACAAUUCUCACUGAAAACAGCACAGCAGACUCUGAUAAAUCUAAUUCCUAUUAUUGUAAUACAAGUAGACUAGUCAGAGUCGAUCAAAGCUCCUCUCAUCAUUAAACAAAAAAACCAUAUAGGAGCAGAAAUAAUUCAUUUGUUAAAAUCGUUAAAAAUUGA